Messenger RNA from Rhopalosiphum maidis (corn leaf aphid), 1743 nucleotides. RefSeq names its product probable ATP-dependent RNA helicase DDX52 (gene ais). Lineage: Eukaryota; Metazoa; Arthropoda; Insecta; Hemiptera; Aphididae. Bases 163 to 1743 code for a protein of 526 amino acids. Gene Ontology annotation, molecular function: RNA helicase activity; nucleic acid binding; ATP binding. The record is from RefSeq and is a predicted model, not a curated record. Gene Ontology annotation, biological process: maturation of SSU-rRNA. The transcript has 11 exons.
UACCCGAGCCGGAAAAGCGUGUAACGACUAACGGAUAGCAAUAGCAAGGAAUUCAGUUUCAGUCUCUCAGAAGUAGUUCAGUAGUUAAAACUUUGAAACUUAACUCGAACUCGUGGAUCAAGCCCUUAUGGACCAUUGACGGUGGAUGUCAAAAAUUAAACGAUGGACUCAUUCGAUAUAUUUAAAAAGCUGUCCGUCGGCGCAAAAUUCAAAAAACCUGAAAAAAUUGCGAUUAAACCGGAGAAUGAAAAAUCCAGCGCGAAACAGAUUAAAGUCAAAACAGUUGGUGAUAAUGUCCCUGGAGCGCUUUCAACUUUUGACUUAAUGAAAAAAACUUAUUCUUUGAAUCCUGUGUUGAUGGAAAAUCUCAAAAAAUCUGGUUACACUGUGCCAACGCCAAUUCAGACUCAAGCUAUACCAGUUAUGUUGCAGAAAAGGCAAAUAUUUGCCUGUGCUCCAACUGGUUCUGGUAAAACUGCCGCGUUCUUAGUACCGGUUAUUCACCAUUUGAAUAAACCAUUAAAUAAAGGAUUUAGAGCUUUAAUUGUAAGUCCUACAAGAGAAUUGGCUAAACAAACAUUAAGAGAAUGUACAAGAUUAUGUGAAGGAAUUGGACUACGAGCUCAUACAUUUACCAAAUUUAAUAAGGAUAAAGAGAAAUUUAAUCCAAAAUUAGCUCAAAAAUUUGAUAUUUUAAUAGCAACGCCUAAUCGACUUGUGUUUCUACUGCAACAAGAACCACCAGCUGUUGAACUCAACAACAUUGAGUGGUUAAUAAUAGACGAAUCUGAUAAAUUGUUUGAAACUGGAGUUCGAGGUUUUAGAGACCAAUUAGCAACAAUUUAUAAGGCUUGUGGUCCAAAUGCUAAACGUGCCAUGUUCAGUGCUACAUAUACUGUAGAAGUGGCAAAAUGGUCAAAGAAAAAUCUUGAUGGUCUUAUAUCAGUAACAGUUGGUAAUAGGAACACUACAACUACAACCGUUGAACAGGAUCUGGUAUUUGUUGGCAACGAAGAAGGAAAAUUAAUUGCAAUGAGAGAUUUAGUGAAAAAGGGUCUAACACCUCCAGUUUUAAUAUUUUUACAAUCCAAAGAACGUGCAAAAGAGCUUUUUAGUGAACUUAUUUAUGAUGGAAUUAAUGUAGAUGCUAUACAUUCUGAUAGAACUCAACAACAAAGAGAUAAUACAGUAAAAGCUUUUCGGGAAGGAAAAAUAUGGGUUUUAAUUUGUACAGAGCUUAUGGGACGAGGUAUCGAUUUCAAAGGUGUCAAUUUGGUAAUAAAUUAUGACUUUCCAUCUUCAGCCAUCUCAUAUAUUCAUAGAAUAGGUAGAACAGGGCGAGCAGGACGUUCUGGUAAAGCUGUUACAUUUUUUACAAAUGAUGACAAACCAAUGUUAAGAAGUAUUGCCACAGUGAUGAGGGAUUCAGGAUGCCCAGUACCAGACUAUAUGUUAGAAAUGAAACGAUUGCAUAAGAAUACUAGAAGAAAGUUAGAAAAACAAUCUAUCGAUAGGAGUGAAAUUAGAGCAAAACCACAUAGAUAUCAAAAACCUAAUGCAGAUAAAAAAGAUUCAACAUCAUCGAAAUCAAAGAAAGAAUCAAAUGAAAAAAAUAAAAAUGUUAAAAAAAAUUUAGUGUCAAUUAUUAAUGUUGAUCAGUCGUCUAAAGUAAACAAGAAACGAAAAUCAAAUGUUUCAAAAGAUCGUAAAGUUGUAAAGAAAAUCAAAAAGACAUCUGUGUAA